Phytophthora nicotianae INRA-310 is the source of this 1004-nucleotide messenger RNA. RefSeq lists its product as hypothetical. Gene Ontology annotation, biological process: nucleotide metabolic process. Lineage: Eukaryota; Oomycota; Peronosporomycetes; Peronosporales; Peronosporaceae. Gene Ontology annotation, molecular function: ATP:ADP adenylyltransferase activity; ATP binding. The record is from RefSeq and is a predicted model, not a curated record. The transcript is spliced from 3 exons. Bases 6 to 935 code for a protein of 309 amino acids.
CCAAGAUGUUGCGCAAGAGCAUGCUGGACGUGACACAGCGGGCGACGGAGUCGCAAGCGCUCAAGAAACUCACGGCAGGCUACGAGCUGCUACCGGCGUCGGAGCACGGUAUCCGCUACAUUUUGUGGGCUGCGGACCCCACACACAACAAACCCAAGCCAGUGGAAAUCAAGGAUUCCAAAUCCAAGGAGUUCCGAAAUCCCUUCGCAAAGGAGAACCUGGAGCAAGAUCUGUUCGUGACGCAGCUGCACGGCACGCACAACCUCGUGCUCAACAAGUUUAACGUCGUGGACGAACAUGUCGUGCUGCCUACCAUUGAGUUCGCACCCCAGGAGCAGCCUCUGGACGCCGCCGACUUCCGCGCCAUGUGGACGGCCAUGCGGGGCCUCGACGCCUUCGCCUUCUUUAACUGCGGCUUUGAGAGCGGCGCCAGCCAACCGCACAAGCACAUGCAACUCAUGACGUAUCCGUCCAUGAAGACCAUCACCGGGCUCGACAUGCCGCCGCUGCUGCACUUUAUCGACCAGAAGCUGCGCGAGUACCCGACGACUGAGACCGUUCAACUUCCGGAGCUUCCAUUCUGCCACUACCUCCAUCGCAUCGACCUUGCCGACAACAUUGACAGUGAGAAGGCUGCGGCACACAUCGUUGCUACCUACGACAAGGUCCUCCAACAAAUGAACAGCGCAGAGUAUCCGAAGUCGGCAACUUCAUUGACGCCGACGUCGCUGCCUGUGGCCUACAACCUGCUGCUGACAUCGUCGUUCCUCUUCAUGAUCCCGAGGAAAGCCCAAAGCUUCAACAGCAUCGAAGUGAACUCGAUCGGCUUCAUCGGGUCCUUUUUCGUGCGUAACAACGAGCAGCGCGUCUUCUUUGAGACGAACGGUGGGCCUAUGGAACUGCUGCGUCAAGUGACGUUCCCACCGGCCAAAUAGACGUUCUAAAACGUAUUUUGAAAACUAGAUUGAAAAAAAAAAAUGCAAAAUGGGUUUUCGUGUUUAUAA